AUGCCAUCAUCUGUUCCAAACUAUCCUCCGUAUUAUGGAUCGGUGAUGCCAAAUUUAUCUCAAAGGCCUCCUAUUUCUUCAGCUUCAAUGGGUAAUGAUGUUGUACCAAAUAUUGGAACAACCGAAUUUUCAGAAUUUUCUACACAAAUAGGUCUUGGUGUCACGAGCUCUGUCAAUGAAGACACUCGAAAGGAAAAUGAAGAAGAUUCAACUCAUGCUCGCCGCAAAAGCCCGAAAUGGACCACUGAUCAAAAUUUGGUGCUAAUUAGUGGUUGGAUUAAGUAUGGAACUGAUAGUGUUGUUGGCAGGAACCAAAAAAGUGAAGCAUAUUGGGGAAAAAUUGCUGAGUACUGUAAUGAGCAUUGCUCAUUUAAUCCUCCACGAGAUGGAGCUUCGUGCAGAAACCAUUACAACUAUAUGAGCAAAAAGUUGAGCAAAUGGGUUGGCGCGUACGAUAAUGCUACGCGUAUGCAACAAAGUGGGUGGUCGGAGAAUGAUGUCCUAUCAAAAGCGCAUGAAAUAUAUUCAGGUGGGUUGCCACGUGUCUGUGGGAUCCACGAACAGCGCAUAAAACCCAAAGUAAGCGGUUUUCAUUUCACGCUUUUGGUGACCGAUUUUAAGGAAAUUUGUGAGGCCUAG
Messenger RNA from Brassica oleracea var. oleracea, 639 nucleotides. RefSeq names its product glutathione S-transferase T3-like. The transcript has a single exon. NCBI's taxonomy places the organism in Eukaryota, Viridiplantae, Streptophyta, Magnoliopsida, Brassicales, Brassicaceae. Bases 1 to 639 code for a protein of 212 amino acids. The record is from RefSeq and is a predicted model, not a curated record.